Messenger RNA from Caenorhabditis angaria, 5127 nucleotides. NCBI's taxonomy places the organism in Eukaryota, Metazoa, Nematoda, Chromadorea, Rhabditida, Rhabditidae. The record is from the annotation of a GenBank genome assembly.
AUGGACUCUGGAUCUAUUCAAGUCCACCCCAACGGAGAUAUUGCCAUAAUCACCGACACCGGAACACAAUUAUUAUGUGUUGGAUCUCAUGAGCAUGCGGCACUCAAAAAUGUUCUGGUAGGUUUUGCUGAAAAUUAGAUAAUAAUUAAAAAAAAUUAAAUUAUCGAAACCAAACUACUGAUCCUGAAAAAUAAUAUUAUUUAAACAUUAUCAGGAACUGGCAAACAAAGGACAACAGGGUGGUGGUGAAAAAAGGAAAAAUCCUGACGAACCAGAUGCGGAGACUGGAGAAAAGAAAAAGAAAACUACAUACAAGUUUGUAACAGGUAUAUUUCGUUAAUAGAGACAUUUGUUGAAUUUUUCUACUUUCAGAUUCGGAAUUGGCGGAACUAGAUAACUACAUGUAUGAAGCUAAUAUGGAUGUGGUGCGCAAGAACCCAGGUCGUUUGGCCAUUCCCAACAUCAAAAUGAAAUUUCGCAAUCUAUCUGUUAAAGGAGUAACCCCGAUGGAAAUUAUGGAAAAAUGUUUUGAUAUAAUAAUACGUAAAGGGAUUUCAAUCGCUGAUGGGAAUCUGGAGACUACAAAAAUUGUGGUUGGGUAAGUUUAGGAAGCUCCUAUUUUUCAAAAAUCUUUAUCAACAAAGAAAAACUUCAGAUUAUCACAUCCGCAACUCAUGGAGAAAUCAUUUUGGAUGUGUAAUAGAACUUAUCAAAUGAUUAAUGGGUUUACUUUACAUAACGAGAUUGCCCGAAUUAUGCAAAGUAAUAAAGAACUUGUUAUAGAUGAACAUUUUGAGAUGGAUAUGCAUAUAUUGAAAAAUCAAAACAAUCAUGUUGGUGGUUGUAGAUCAAAAUGUAAAAAAGUCAAUAACUCUGUGAGUUGAUAAUUAAUUGAUACGUUUUCUGUACUUUUGUAUGAUUUAAUAAAAUUUAUUCCCCCAACACAUAUCAUAGUGUCUAUUUUUUCUUUUGAUUUCAGAAUGAUAAACUUUUCCCAAUAAAUUACAGCUGUAUGCAGACCAACGAUGUGGUGCGAAAGCUUUUGUUCUUGGCGAAGGUCAGUGCCUGCUGAAAGCUGUUGCUAUUGCAAUGGCUAAUCAUAACUACCAGAACGGUGGAAUUGCAGAUAAAAAAUAUUGGAGAUCGAUUACCCGCUAUGUGAGCUUUACACUGGUGAAAUUUUUCUCAUGAGCAUAAUUUCAGCCAAUAAUACAAAAAGAUGCUGCUCGUGUUAUUGAGGAAACAUCAGGUCUAGAACACAAACAAGAGCACUCUAUAGAAGAUUUGAAACAGAUUGCCGAAUGUUAUCCUGAUUGGAAUUUUUUACUAUUUGAGAGAAAUUCAUUCAGCUCAACAGCAACAAAAAUUGAAGAGAUGAACCCCGGAAAAACGAAAUAUGUUACUCUAUUGUACUUCGAUAACCACUAUGACUUUGUUAAAAAAUCAAAAAGUGUAAUCAAUUCUCGGUAUGUUGAUGCAAGUUUCAAAAUGUAUUUCUUGAGAAUGAGUUUUCAGAUUUUGUAAACGUUGCGGUUCUCUACAUGAAGAUUUAAACCAUUACCGUAAAUGUAAAGCUUUAUGUCAUAGAUGUGGUCAUAGUUCAUGUUUUAAUGAGAUUGAAGUCAAACCGAAAUUACAAUGCAACAAAUGUGGGAGACAUUUUCCCAAUAAAAAAUGCUUUGAAGACCAUAAAAAAUAUAAAAAAAAUUCCAAAAUCAACAUGUGUGAAAGAUUUAAAUGGUAACCGUAGGAAUGAUAGAAAAUCCUAUUUUAAAUGAUUAUUACUUUACAGCUGUCCUGAUUGUAAUAAAAUAAUCGAACUGGUCUACUAUGUCGACACACCCCAUAUUUGUGGAAACUCAAAGUUUUGUCGAAAAUGUCGUAAUUUUGUCAGCAAUGAGCACAAUUGUUGUUUUAACCCACCUCAAAAAAAGAGCGAGAAAAUUCUUUGAAAAAACAAGAAAAGUUUCUAAAAGUUGUUUAUGAUGUAGAAACAAUAACGAUAGAGGAAAAGAAGGUAAUUGACACAAUUUAUUAAUUUGAAGAUUACAAUUUGAAUAAAUUUUCAAAAAUUCAGGAAAAUUUGUUCCACUGCCUGCACACAUUGUCAACACAAUAUGUUGGGAGACAUGGUGCCACGAUUGUGUGGAGGGUGAAAAAUGCAAAUCAUGCCCUGGAAGUGGAUCAAUAAACCAUUAUGAUGUCUCUGGAAGAGAAACUGUGAUCAGUAAAUUCACCGACAUGUUGUUGCACAAUGAAAAAUUCAAUAAAGCAAUAGUUUUAGCUCAUAAUGGCGGGUGGUGAGUAUUUUCAUUGUAAUAACAAACAAACAAAACACAAAAAGGAGAAAUGUUCAGCUAUGAUCACUAUUUUGUCAUCGGUGAGAUGAUCUUCCAACAUGGACGAUUCCCUCAGCUCACCCGAAAAGGAAGAAAAAUUAUUGUUGCCCAUCUUCCUGGAGAAAAUCCAAAAUUUGGUGGUGAAAGGUGUAAUCAAUUGACAUUCAAGGAUUCGCUGAACUUUCUACCAAUGGCUCUAUCAAAACUUCCAGCAGCUUUUGGAAUUAAAGAAAUGGCCAAAGGAUUUUACCCACACUUUUUUAAUACACCAGAAAACUAUGGAAAAGUUUUGAAUGAGCUACCACCUUUGGAAUAUUACAAUGUUCUCAGUAUGCAAAACCCUGAGGGACUUAUCAAGUUUCAUGAAAAAAAUAGAAUGCAAAAAUUUGACUGCGAUGGUGAACGAUUGAAAUAUUGCCAGUCCGAUGUUCAAAUAACAAUGGCUGCCUUAAAAAAAUUUUGCGAGGUUUGUGAGCAGAUUUUUGGGAAAGGGUUCACAAAUUUAAAGAGUGAAGGAGGAAAUAUUUCAGAUUUGUAAAAAAGAACUUGGCGGUUGGGACCCAAUUGUUUCCGCAGCUACAAUUCCGAGUUUUGUCAUGCAUCUGAUGAAAUUCGAACAUAUCAAAUCAGGGAAAUUGGAUACAUUCCUGAAAAUGGAUUUCCAAAACGAACACAAUCAAAAUUGGCAAUCAAAUACUUGUUCUGGUUAUCAAAGAUGACUGGUCAAAAGAUUCAACAUUUGAGAUGUGGUGGAGAAAAACGGAUUAUAGUAGAAAGUAAAACGUUUUACGUUGAUGGUUAUGACGAAAAGAAUAAUGAAAUCAUAGAGAUUUAUGGUUGUUGUGUUCAUGGCUGCCUGAAAUGUAACCAACCAGAUGCACGCAACCCUUUAGACACCAUAAAGACUAAUGGCGAGAUACUUGAAGAAACCAUAAAACGUCAAGCAAUUCUUGAAAAAGCUGGAUAUGUUGUGAAAGUUGUCUGGGAGCAUGAAAUCAGAGAACAAAUGGCGUCAAAUAGAAACAUGAAACAGUUUUUUGCCCAGGUGAGUUUGUUAAAAUAUUUUGCAGUAACACCAUUUUUAGUGUCGGCACACAAGCUGUCUUCGUCCAAGAGAUGCCAUGUAUGGCGGACGCACUCAACCUUUCAAAUAUAUUUUAAUUGCGGACAAAUGUGAAAAUAUAAGAUAUCUGGACUUUUGUUCCCUCUACCCAUUUGUUAACAUGACAGCCGCAUACCCAACAGGGCAACCCGAAAUAAUCACAGAGAAUUUUGAUUAUGCAUCUGGAUCUCUACAGUACCGAGGUUAAUAAAAUUAGUUAGUGUCUAAAAAAUUUAAAAAAAAAACAUUUAGGGUUAGUAUACUGUGAUGUGAACCCAUCGAAAAAUCUUGAACUACCAAUUCUACCUUAUCGAGCAGGAGGAAAGUUGUUAUUUCCCUUGUGUAGAUCUUGCGCGGAAAAUAUGGAUGCUUCAAGUGAGUGUACACACAGGAAUGUACAACAGAGAUAUCUAACUGGAACUUGGUACUCUGAAGAACUAAAAUUAGCUCUAGAAAAUGGAUAUGAGCUUCUUCGUAUUCAUGAAGUAUGGCAUUGGGAUGAUUCGAAAUGGCAGACAGGUGGAUUUUUUGCGCGAUACUUGAAGCCAUUACUGAAGAUGAAACACGAAGCCUCAGGGUGGCCCAGUGGUGUAGUGACUGAAGAGGAGAGACUCAAACACAUUCAGGAUAUUGAAAAUACAGAUGGUGUGAAGCUGACUUAUGAAAAGAUUGAGAAAAACCCGGCAUUGAGAUCUAUGGCUAAAUUAUUUUUGAAUUCCGCAUGGGGUAAGUUUGAUUUUUAUUUUAUAAAAAAGGGGAUUUUAUUAAAAAGGUAGAUAGAGAUACUUUUAGGAAAAUAUUGCGAAAAUCCGGCACAAGAAGAAACCAAAAUUUUCAAAACACUUGAUCAUAUAGCUCAAGCAAAUUUCAUAAAUCACUCAGAGUAUGAGAUGACUAGUUUGGAUGAUAUUCAACACGACAUAACCAUGAUCUCCAGAAUGAAACUUGAUGAUUACUUGGAUACAAAAAAAUAUGCCAAUGUUGUUUUUGGUUGGUGAUGAGUUCCAUUUUGGGGCUGAUUAUAUUAAAUUUUCAGGUGUUAUCACAACCGCAGUAGCCAGACUAAUUUUGUAUGGCGCCAUGAAAAUGGUAGGACAUGAACGCCUCGGCUAUUGUGGUAAGUUUAUCAAAAAUUUAAAAAAAAAAACCGAAAACUUUUUGUGUUUUCAGACACUGAUUCAAUUGUAUUCAUAGAAAAAGAUGGUGAAAACUUGUGUGGAGAUCUAGUAGGAACAGGAUUGGGGAAACUUGAAUCAGAAGUUCCAGAAGGUCUGAAAAUAGCAAAGUUCGUAGCAGUUGCACCAAAAUGUUAUUGUUAUGAAUUGACCAAAAUGGAUGGCACACAUGUGAAAUUUGUGAUCAAGGCGAAAGGAGUGACCCUCGAUGCGGCAAACUCAAACAUUGUCACAUUUGGAGAGAUGGAGAGAAUGGUUAGUUAACGUGUUGAUGAAACCAGUUGAAUUUUCAUGUUUUCAGGCCAAAGAGUUGAUAGCAGAACAACAUAUUGAACCGAUUCACGCAAAGGUGCGAGGGAUGAAAAAGAAAAUGCUAGUCUCAAUCACAAACUACGAAACUCGGAAAAUUGUUCAACCUGUUGUAGACAAAUUACGACUUUGUAAAGAUGGUACAACACUGCCACAUGGCUACAACAACAACGAAAUAAUCAGGGAUUAUUUGUUCGAAUAA